This is a messenger RNA of Phasianus colchicus (ring-necked pheasant), 11094 nucleotides long. It is a transcript of the gene SBF2, whose product is annotated as SET binding factor 2. The record is from RefSeq and is a predicted model, not a curated record. Lineage: Eukaryota; Metazoa; Chordata; Aves; Galliformes; Phasianidae. Gene Ontology annotation, cellular component: membrane; cytoplasm. Gene Ontology annotation, molecular function: guanyl-nucleotide exchange factor activity.
GCCGCGCCUCCAACAUGGCUGAGGUGGUGCCGCUUCUCCUGCGGUGGGAGCGCGGCGGAGGAUGCUGAGCCUCCCGGGAGCCGCCGCCGCCGCAGCAGGGGUGGUGAGGCCCGAGGCGCGCCCCUCGCAGCCAUGGCCAGGCUGGCCGACUACUUCAUCGUGGUGGGCUAUGACCACGAGAAGACAGCAGGCCCAGCAGAAGGUUUGGGAAAAAUAAUACAGAGGUUUCCUCAGAAGGACUGGGAAGAUACUCCUUUCCCACAGGGAAUAGAGUUGUUUUGCCAACCUGGAGGAUGGCAGCUUUCAAAAGAGAGAAAACAGCCGACGUUCUUUGUGGUGGUUUUGACUGAUAUAGACUCGGAGAGACACUACUGUUCCUGCCUAACUUUCUAUGAAGCAGAGAUUAAUCUACAGGGAACGAAAGAAACUGAAGGAGAAGAGGAGUCUGGUUUAAUUGCGCCUGCUGAAGUCUUUGCUCCUAAGAGUCUGGUGCUUGUGUCCAGACUAGAUUAUCCAGAAAUUUUCAGGGCUUGCCUUGGACUGAUCUAUACUGUGUAUGUGGACAGCCUGAAUGUGUCCCUGGAGGCUCUCAUUGCAAAUCUCUGCUCAUGCCUUGUCCCUGCUUCUGGAGGGUCUCAGAAAUUGUUUUCUUUGGGAGCUGGAGACCGACAACUGAUACAGACUCCUCUACAUGAUAGCCUUCCUGUUACAGGCACCAGUGUGGCUCUUCUCUUUCAGCAGCUGGGAAUCCAAAAUGUACUCAGCUUGUUCUGUGCCGUGCUUACGGAAAAUAAAGUUCUCUUUCACUCAGCAAGUUUUCAGAGGCUCAGUGAUGCCUGCAGGGCUCUGGAGUCUUUGAUGUUUCCUCUCAAAUAUAGUUAUCCAUAUAUUCCAAUUCUUCCUGCGCAGCUACUGGAAGUUCUCAGUUCACCAACGCCUUUCAUAAUUGGUGUACAUUCUGUCUUUCGUAAUGACAUUCAUGAGCUCUUAGAUGUAAUCAUUGCAGAUCUGGAUGGAGGCACUAUUAAAAUUCCUGAAUGUAUUCAUCUUUCUCAGCUCCCAGAACCAUUGCUACACCAGACUCAAAUGGCGCUUUCUCUAGUUUUGCAUCCUGAUUUGGAAACAGCAGAUUAUGCCUUCCCUCCCCCACGAACAGCUUUAUCGCACACAAAAAUGCUGGAUAAAGAAGUGCGAGCAAUUUUCCUUAGGCUAUUUGCACAACUUUUCCAAGGAUACCGGUCAUGCCUUCAGCUGAUCAGAAUUCAUGCUGAGCCAGUCAUUCAUUUCCACAAGGCAGCCUUUUUGGGCCAGCGAGGCUUGAUUGAGAAUGACUUCCUAACCAAAGUUCUCAAUGGAAUGGCAUUUGCUGGUUUUGUGUCAGAGAGGGGACCUCCCUUUAGAGCCUGUGAUCUUUUUGAUGAGUUGGUAGCCUUUGAAGUUGAAAGAAUUAAGGCUGAUGAAGGUAAUCCACCAAAAAUGAUAAAGCAUGUUAGAGAACUUGCAGAACAGCUCUUCAAAAAUGAGAAUCCCAAUCCCCACAUAGCAUUCCAGAAAGUGCCACGGCCCACGGAGGGCUCCCACUUGCGGGUUCACAUCCUCCCAUUCCCCCGGAUCAAUGAGUGCCGAGUACAGGAGCUGCUCCAGGAAGGUCUUGCAAGGAGUCAGGGUGCCCCCCCUGCCACUAGGGGGGACAAGAAGUGUGUUGUUCCCGCAGGUCCUCCUGUUGUUUCCAUAAUGGAAAAAGGAAGCACGGUUUUCAAUAGUGCACAAAGGUUGGAAGUUGUUAGAAACUGCAUCUCAUUCAUCUUUGAAAAUAAAUUUUUGGAGACUGAAAAGACCUUGCCUGCAGCUCUGAGAGCCCUAAAAGGAAAGGCAGCCCGGCACUGCCUGACACAGGAAUUAGGCCUGCAUGUUAAACAAAAUCGAGCAAUACUGGACCAUCAGCAGUUUGACUACAUAGUACGAAUGAUGAACUGUGCUUUGCAGGAUUGCUCGUCAUCAGAAGAAUAUAGUGUUGCUGCAGCCUUGCUACCCCUGACAACUGCUUUCUAUAGGAAAUUAGCACCUGGAGUUAGUCAGUUUGCUUACACAUGUGUACAGGACCAUCCGAUCUGGACUAACCAGCAGUUUUGGGAAACCACCUUUUAUAGCAAUGUGCAAAAUCAAGUUCGUUCCCUCUACCUUACAGCCAAAGAAGACAACCAUGCAGUACAACCAAGACAGAAGGAGAAAAAUUCUGCAGGUCCAGACCACGAUAAGACAGCAAUGGAUCUGGCUGCGGAGCAGUUGCGACUGUGGCCAACUCUUAAUAAACAAACUCAACAGGAGCUAGUCCAGAAUGAGGAAAGCACAGUUUUCAGUCAGGCAAUUCAUUUUGCUAACCUCAUGGUCUACCUGCUAGUACCACUAGAUACAAGUAAGAACAAGUUAUUGAGAGCAUCAGCUACUGGUGACUGGGAGAGUGGAAGCAACAGUAUUGUCACAAACAGUAUUGCAGGCAGCGUUGCAGAGAGUUAUGACACUGAAAGUGGAUUUGAGGACUCUGAGAACAAUGAUGUUGCAAAUGCAGUUGUACGUUUCAUCACCAGAUUUAUUGACAAGGUUUGCACAGAGAGCGGGGUUACACAGGAUCACAUCAAGGGUCUUCAUUGCAUGAUACCAGGCAUUGUAGCAAUGCACAUAGAGACUUUGGAGGCUGUCCAUCGUGAGAGUAGAAGGCUUCCACCAAUACAGAAGCCCAAAAUUCUACGACCAACUUUACUGCCAGGAGAAGAAUUUGUUUGCGAAGGUCUCCGUGUGCUACUGGAUCCUGAUGGCAGAGAGGAAGCUACAGGAGGACUGCUUGGAGGUCCUCACAUCCUCCCUGCUGAAGGAGCUUUGUUCCUUACUACCUACAGAAUUAUAUUUAAAGGCACUCCUCACGAUCAGCUGGUGGGAGAGCAGACAGUGAUCCGGAGCUUUCCUAUUGCAUCUGUUACAAAGGAGAAGAAAAUCACCAUACAAAACCAGCUGCAGCAAAGUAUGCAGGAAGGCUUGCAGAUCACUUCAGCUACCUUUCAGUUAAUUAAAGUAGCGUUUGAUGAAGAAGUAAGUCCUGAAGUGGUGGAAAUAUUUAAGAAACAGCUAAUGAAGUUCCGUUAUCCUCAGUCUAUCUUCAGCACAUUUGCAUUUGCAGCUGGACAAACAGCACCACAGAUAAUUUUACCAAAGCAAAAAGAAAAGAACACUUCAUUCCGUACCUUCUCAAAAAGCAUUGUGAAAGGAGCAAAACGUGCUGGGAAGAUGACAAUUGGUCGCCAGUAUUUGUUAAAGAAGAAGACGGGCACAAUAAUGGAAGAAAGAGGGAAUCGUCCAGGCUGGAAUGAAGAUGACGAUGUCUCUGUUUCAGAUGACAGUGAGCUGCACACAAGUGGUACCCUAAAAGCAUCAGAGAAGUCAACAAUGGAGCAAUUGGUAGAGAGAGCCUGUUUCAGAGACUAUCAACGUUUGGGAUUAGGGACCAUCAGUAGUAAUACUUCUCGCUCAAAAAUGGAAUACUUGAGAAUAACUGCACUGAACAGAAUGUAUUCACUUUGCAGAAGUUACCCUGGGCUUCUGGUAGUACCUCAGUCUGUUCAAGACAGCAGUUUGCAGAGAGUUGCUCGCUGUUACCGUCACAAUCGCCUACCAGUUGUGUGUUGGAAAAACACAAAAAACAGUUCUCUUCUACUUAGAUCUGGGGGCUUUCAUGGCAAAGGUGUUGUUGGCCUCUUCAAAUCCCAAAACACACAUACUACAGCUCCUGCUUCUUUAGAAUCUUCAAGCAGUAUAGAACAGGAGAAAUACCUUCAAGCCUUACUGAAUGUGAUAUCCGUCCACUGCAAAAUGAAUAGCACUAAUACUCUCACUGUUAGACCAACAAUUGCUCUAUCACCAGGCACUGAAAGGAGGGCUUCAAGAAUGUCUACUGUGUUUAAGCAGGUAGUGCCAGGACAUUUGGAUGUAAAUCUAUCCAAUAGCUUUGCUCGAGGAGUGCUUGGGUACAGAGAUAAAUGUUUCACUCAUUCCAAUUCCAAAUCAGCAACUAAGGGAAGAGUCCAUCAAGGUGUAUGGGCCAGUCUUCGUUCAAGCAACCGAUUUAUCAACUCUCAGACUCCAUUCAUUGAUGUUGGUGCAAGACUUGCAGGGAAAGAUAAUGCCACUUCCUACAGUAGCACUUUUUUGCAAAGUCAGCUUUUGAGACGUCAAGCGGCCCUGUACAUAUUUGGAGAAAAAUCUCAGUUACGGGGCUUCAAACUUGAUUUUGCUUUGAAUUGUGAAUUUGUUCCUGUUGAAUUCAGUGAUAUCCGACAGACAAAGGCAAGCUUUAAAAAGCUGUUGAGAGCUUGUGUUCCCAGCACUAUUCCUACAGAUUCUGAGGCAACAUUCCUGAAAGCUCUUGGGGAGUCAGAAUGGUUCCCACAGCUUCACAGGAUAAUGCAGUUGGGUGUGAUCAUCUCAGAGCUCCUAGAAAAUGGUUCUUCUGUUAUGGUCUGUUUGGAAGAUGGCUGGGAUAUUACUGCACAAGUAGUAUCUCUGGUACAGUUACUCAGCGAUCCCUUCUAUAGAACACUUGAAGGCUUCCGAAUGCUGGUGGAAAAGGAAUGGCUCUCUUUUGGUCAUAAAUUCAGUCAGCGAAGUAAUUUGACUCUAAAUUGUCAGGGUAGUGGAUUUGCACCUAUUUUCUUACAGUUCUUAGACUGUGUGCAUCAGAUUCAUAACCAAUAUCCAACAGAGUUUGAGUUCAAUCAGUAUUAUCUGAAGUUCCUAGCUUUUCAUCACAUAUCAAAUCGAUUUAAAACAUUCCUUCUGGAUUCAGACUAUGAAAGACUAGAACAUGGGACACUGUUUGAAGAUAAAGGAGAUAAACACACCAAAAAAGGAAUUUGUAUUUGGGAUUGUAUUGAAAAGAUGCACAAGAGGAGCCCUAUUUUCUUCAAUUACCUCUAUGCUCCCACUGAAAUAGAGGCCCUGAAACCAAAUGUAAGUAUGUCCAGCCUCAAAAAGUGGGAUUACUAUGUAGAAGAGAUUUUGGCUACAGGUCCUUCUUAUGACUGGAAUAUGGUGGCUGCAAAAUGCAGUGCUUUAGAGGAAGCUGACCAAACAGAUGGUUCAGUCUCUCAGAAAAAGAGGAAAAUAGUGUGGCCAUGUUAUGAUGAUGUUAAAAAAAUACAACCUGAUGCCAUCAGCAGCCUUUUAAAUGAAAUUGAAAGGUUGGAAAGUAAAUUAAAUCAGAGCCCAGAAAGAUGGCAGCUUUUGUGGGAAAGGGUCAAAAUGAAUCUAAAGGAUGACACUAGACAAGACAAUCUUCAGAGACAUCCUUCUGGCUCCUCAGGGAUGAUGUCAGCUAAUCUACAUUCCUAUCAAAAGAGAUCUUUGUUGGAAAUGCCUGACAAUGGGCUGGGUGAGGAACAGAGUGCAAGCAUAUCUCCCUCCAAUGGAGUAGAUAGGAGAGCAACUACUCUAUACAAUCAUUUCACAUCAAAGAAUGAUGAAAAUAGAUCUUUUGAAGGUACGCUAUACAAAAGAGGAGCUUUGCUGAAAGGUUGGAAGCCUCGCUGGUUUGUGCUGGAUGUGACCAAACACCAGUUACGAUACUAUGACUCUGGUGAAGAUACAAGCUGUAAGGGUCACAUAGACCUUGCAGAAGUAGAAACAGUGAUUCCUGCUUCUCCAACUAUUGGAGCCCCAAAACAUGCAAGUGAAAAAGCAUUUUUUGAUUUGAAGACAAACAAACGUGUGUAUAAUUUUUGUGCCCAAGAUGCACAGAGUGCUCAACAAUGGAUGGACAGAAUCCAGAGCUGCAUUUCAGAUGCUUAGAAAGGAAUAACAUUCCAUAAUCAAGAUAUGUUUAAAGCAACUCUUUUUGUAAGAUGUGUUCUGAAAUGUUGCUGACAACCAGCCUUCCUUACAUUUCAGCUAUAGACAUUGAUAAUAUGCUGAAGUUUCUUUUCUGUUUAAUAAUUAUAACCACUGUAACCAUUUUUUUUUUCCUGCAGGGAGGACUUUGAAAAAUAAUAAUUCAUUUAUUCUGAAUUUCCACUUUCUUCAGUACAAUUCCUAGCUAUAAAGUGAGCCGUAUUUGCACUAUUUUCUAAUCCUGAUUUUCUCAUUUCAGAGUUGCUCUGAUAAGGAAAGCUGUCCAAAGUAGCUUGUAGAAAUCUCUACAGCAGAAAGUCUAUUUUCUCCUUAUUUAUAUUUUUAAACAGAAAUUCUUAAUUCCAAGGUAGUCGCUAAUAAGAGGAAACAUGUCUACACGUCUCCUAAAAAGAAAGAAAGAAACAAAGCUUGUGAGUCCAGUGACAUAUAUCUCAGAUUGUUGAUAUUUAAACUGUUGAUAUUUUUUUAAGACCAAAAAAUGAAAUUGCCAGGUAACAGAUUUUCAAGCGUCUUCUCAGCAUGCAGGCCAGUCUUUAAUCUCAUGCUCUACAGAGUGCUUCAGCAACGUUGUUAUGGAAUUUCAAGUUCUAGGGAUUAUCUGAAGAUCAUAGCACUUUCUUUUUAGAUUCUGUUUGCUAUUAUGGUGGGUUAUGUGAAAGAAAUCUGGCUGACACUAUCAUAGAGAUACAGGAAAAAAAACAAACUAGGAAUUUGGUAGAAGGAAGAUCUCUUAAGUGUGAGUUGUAUAUGUUAAUUUAUAUGCUGUUCUGCUCACUGUAAAAUAAAAAAUAACAAACGUGAUGAUAAUGCACUAAACAGUGGAGCAAGCACUUGCACUGAAAUCUUUAAAAUGCUCACAUUUUGAAUGACAGGUAAGUUAUUUAUAGCAGAACAAUACUAGCUAGUUAACAUUUACAGAUAUUAAAUAAUGUAAAUAAUCUGGUUUGAUGUGUUGUGAUUUGAUACUUUUUAAACAUUUUUUGCACAUAAAUUGGAAGACUGUUUAUAGAUUUUUACAUUUGAUAAAAUUGUGUUUGUUCAACUUAAAAUCUUGGGAGAAAUGUGUUUAAUAACCCCAAAUUAUUAAAAGUUUUACAGUCUACAAAUAGUGAUGACAUUGAGUAGAAUCUGUAGGUAACUAAGCCAUUGUUUUUAUUUUGAUAUGUUAAUAUGUUAAAUAGCACACUAAUAUUACAAAAAAUGUAUAUAUGAUUCAGUAUUUUCUCAUUUUUUUUCUAGACAUUCUGCUUAUAAUUUAAUGUCAGCCUAAUCAAACUGACUAUACUUAUACAAUUUUUCAGUUAUUAAUUUUUUGUUUGUUUUUUAUAACUAAUGUAUUUUGUCAGAAAGGAAUAUAAACUUCUCACUUCACAUACACAAUAGGAAAUGCAGCUGUUUUUAAUGCAUUUACAAUUUCAAAACAAAGAAAAUGAAGGAUUUUUCUAGCAUUUUUCAAUUGACAAAUUUCCACCUGUGACAAUGGUGUUUGCACAUUUGUAUGUUUCUUUGUAUAUGAAGUACUUUUAUAUGUACUUUGUAAAAUACUGAUCCUGCUAUUAGGUUAUAUGAAAAUUUACAUACCACUUCUUAUUUUGUAACUAGUUCAUUUUAACUCUUGUAUGUUCUGUGAUAUAAUCAUCUUGUAAUAAAUACACUUCUUAAGUAAAACCCUUCCUUUUACUGUAAAAAGAGAAAUCAGCAAGACCCCACAUGUUGAGAUAUUUCCACAGGCACAAGACAAAUCCUUAUUUACUCUGUAUUAAGAAUUGUAUGGUCUUUUGUAUACUUGUACAUAUUCUUACACAAGAGUUGCACUUCAGCAUCCUUAACUCAAACACUUGUCAACAGUAACACUAAAGACUAAAGAAAUCAGAAUUUAAAGCAAGAUUAUCAUUCUAACAAGUCUCAAUGUAUGGCCUUUAUGAAAAGACUAAAUAUGUAACGUUUAUACUAAGUUGUUGAAUAAUUAUGUUAAAUAUUAGGGGAAAAAAAGGGAAAAAAAGAUUUUUCCUAUAUGCUCUCACAACAUAAAUCAGCCACGUACUUUUCACCAUGAAACAUAUCUCGCUCAUUUAUGUUACUUUAUUCAUAAGCAAUCUAGUAUGAAAUAAAUAAAAUGUAAGAACUGACAAGAUCUUAUUGGAGAAUAGGUAUCUAAAUUGAAUUCCUGAGUGUAGUGUGGGUUAGCAGAGUUAAAAUGGAAAGGGAAUGUGUGAUGGAGGUAGGGGACUUGUGACAAUUCUUAAAUGCUGUGGUGCUUAGAGUUUGCAUAUUGAGCUUGGCAUGAAUGCUAAUGUUGCCUUAAAUGUUGAUCUCAAUUUUUAGUGUCUGUAUUGAUGGAAAAUGGACUUGAGCAACUUAACUUAAAAAUAUCCAAAUAAAAGUUGAAAUGAGAUAUCAGUAUUUGUGUUGUUUAUGUAAGGAAUAUACAAAUGAAUGCCAGGCCUACAUAGGUUCAUGGCGUAAAGACAAAGAAUUAGUAGUGUACCUUAGGAUCUCUCCUAUACAAAACAAAGAUUCAAAUGGAAACUCAGAAGAAAUGUGUAGAAGUUUGAGUAGCAUAAGUUGCAAGGCUUUUCAGCCCGUUUGAGUUGUGGCAGCAAGAGUAAGGAAAUAAAAGGAGAGAAUUAGUUUGGGAAAAACUCCGUGUGAAAAGGUAUCCAUCUUCUUCAUGCUCCUUGAAAAAGGAACCCUUCCAGGAGUUCGGGGUGAGGGAAGUAUGUGCUUUCUCUAUUUCAUAUCAUUUCUAUACUGUGUAUUAUAAAUUGAAAAGACAGAUAAUUAGCAGGGGCUCUUUACUUAAGAGAAGAUGGAUUUCUUAGCUUUGUUUGUGUUGAGAAACAAACUGAUCUUAAUAGGUGAUGGGAUGAACUGAAUUUAAGUUUCGAAGAGUUUCACAGGCAUACUAUACUAGAAAUUUCUCCUUUUCUAACACUUAAGCAUUUUGUAUUCCAUAUUUUGUAUGGAACUUCGGAAUUAUUGUAUUAAAUAAUACAGCUCAGAACAUGCCACAUGUGUGGGUCACUGGUUACGUAACAAUACACAAACAGCUAGGACCAAAUGUUCAAAAUUUUCUAUCACAUCCCACACACAUUAUUUGUAUCGGAUACUUUGCAAACUGCAGACAUAACAAAAAUGUAGUGAUUUUUUCCAAAUACUGUAAUUUUGUUUUUUCAUCCUGUAAUAUUCUUGGAGUAUGCUUAAGUGGCUACACCGCAUUUCUCAUUUUUCAUAUCUGUGAUCAUCCAAAUAUUUUGUCUGUUCAUGAUUAUCCUGUGGUUGCUUUGGGGAGUCAAAAAACUGAAAUGAGUCCACCAGUUCCCCAGUUAUGCUAAAGUUCAUGCUGAGUAUCACCGUCACAUCUACUUUUAGAGUUUUUGUCUGUAUUAGUUUAGUUUCUUGCCAGAUUUUGGCUACUGUGUAAGCCUGCUCAUUUAAGAAAUUUUCAUCUUUGUGGUUUUUUUCAUGUGUAGCAACUUUUAUUAAUUGUAUGUCAAAUAGAGAUGCUCCAGGUUCAAUGUCAUUUACUCUCUUUGCUUACUCUCCCAUCUAGACUGCAAAAGGAAUGGAUUGCUGAUACAAGGACUGCUGAUAGGAAUUGUUUUUGUUUUCUCUUGCAUAAUACAAAAUCUCCAAGGUCUAAUUUAGCCUAUUGUUAUUUUUCUGCUUUAGACCUUUCUGGUUUAAGCUGAUAAGAAUUAUCACCCAGAGGAACUCUUCAAUUCUGUGUCUUUAAUCCACCACUCUUUAAGAUUGCCUACAUGUGCACAUGCGUGUAGUGAACUGUCUACCAUCUUUAUCUGCAAUCACACUCCAGUAAUUAAAAGUCAGAUACUAAGUUAAAAGGGUAAGAUUCCCUUCUUUCCACUGACAGUUAUUGAAAUUUCUCCGUUGUCAUAUUUUAUAAUCAACUGUAAAAUAACACAGCUUUUGGUAAGCCAAGAGUAUCAUAGUGAUCACCUGAGACAUCCCUGAGAAGAUGAGUCUUUCUUCAACUGAGAUACCUGAUUUCGUAUGAGGGUUCUAUGUGCUACUUCUAGAAAAUUCUCAAAACCCAAAGUUGGAACAGAAGUUAAAGCUGUAUUUUAAAGACAGUCUGUCUAAUGUUUAUUUGUUUAUACCUUCAUCUCUAUGCAGACUUUACAAACCAGAAGAUGCAUUAGUGGCAGCUGAAUUAAAAUUCCACAUCACUAGUCGUAUCUACCCACAGUACUGUCCUAUUUGUCUUUUUUAUGGUGGCCUGAUCUGAUUGACCUCUGCUUCUAUAAAAUACUGCUUGUUGUCAACAUCCAGCAUGGAACUAAUGCUCAAUUUCAAGUUGCACCGUGUGGUUCAUGAUUCUUAUAUUUUUCAGAUUUUGCACAUUCUUGAAUAGGAAAUAUUGCUUGACUGUGGCAAAUUUAAAGUUAUGGUUUCCAUUCCAUGUGUUUUUUAAAUGGAUGUUUUGUUUAAAUGUCUUAUAGGGAAUUCUUAGCCUAUGGUUUUGUCUACAAAGUGGGUAAUAAAUAGAAGAUGGAAAUAGCUAAGAUAAAAAUAACAUUAUAUUUCCUGGAAAGAGAUAUAAACAUAGCUGGUUUUUUACAUGUUAAAUGGUACUUGAUAUUUUGUCUUCAUUGUGGUUUAUCGAAUGUCUCUCACUGUUAAAGUCAGUAAGGAUUCUUGUAUUUCAGUUCCCCUAAACCUACCACCAAACAAGACCUCCAGACCUUGUAGUGUUCCUUUGCAUUAAAUAUCUCCAUUUAUUGUCCAGAAUUGAUGCUAGAUUCAACAUCACUGCUUCAUGAUGGGCAGAUGGGAUUAUUUCGAGUUUAAUACCAGAAGGUGUUUUGUUCAAGUGCUUUCCCAGUAAGGACAAAUGCUCAAAAUAUGAGCAGUAUACUGACAGCACUGCAUUCUUUGCCAGGUUACAGUGGCUGCAGGUCAUAAUUAGUAGUGCUGGUGAGUUCAAAAUUGUAUCUACAUACAAGACCUCCAGUAAGUUCAAAAUUGUAACUACAUAAGUUUGCGGAUAAGUAUAUGAAUUAAGUUCAAUAUAGUAGAUAAUAGUACAGGUAAAAUCACUGUUUAAAUGCUUAUGGGUUCAGGUUCUGUGUAUAGUGGAUUGUUUUUGUGCCAUCACAGCGGAUGGCACAGAGCUUUUUUAUUUGUGCUGUACUGUCACUGGCAAUCAUGUUAGCUGAAUGAAAUGCUUACAGU